UUACAUUUACACAAUCCAUUGGAGCACUGAACAUGAUAUUGCAUAAUGGGUAUAUUUUACCAUAUGCACAAUCCGCUGGAGUUGGUCUUAGGUGAACAACUCACCACACCCAAAGGCCAAAGUCGCACACCAGUACACCACCAACGAAAAACAAACAUCGAAUGAAUCGCCUGCUCUGUUUAAAACGUAAGCAUCUAACUUCUCUGUUCUCAUCGAAAAGUCUCCCUUAUUCACUCCCCCGCCCCGGGAUCUGCCGAUUCCUACAGAGCCAUUCGAAUUUCUCAUCGACAUUUCUUUGUUUUCUAAACGAGGAAUGUCUUCCAUCGCCGCAGGAUCUGCCGUUUCCUUCACAGGCAUUAGAAUUUCCGGCAGAUCUUCACUCCCAGGCCGCCAGAUAUUCAUUCCGUUGCGGCAACCUUCGUCGGCUCUUAAGCUGCAAUGUGGGUAUGCGAAAUGCGGAUCCGAGAGCUCGUUUCCUCGUCAUGAUGUAAAAGCUCAGGUUGCUGCAGUGGAACACGCUGCUGAAGUUAUACCGAAAGUAGAAGCUCCUGUAGUUGUUGUCACAGGAGCUUCUAGAGGGAUUGGAAGAGCUAUUUCCUUGGCCUUAGGGAAAGCGGGAUGUAAGGUUUUGGUUAAUUAUGCAAGGUCCUCAAAGGAAGCUGAAGAAGUUUGCAAAGAGAUCCAGGCAGGUGGGGCACAGGCUCUUGCUUUUGGUGGAGAUGUCUCCAAAGAGGCCGAUGUCGAAUCAAUGAUGAAAACUGCAGUUGAUGCAUGGGGAACUGUAGAUAUAUUGAUCAAUAAUGCAGGCAUUACUCGGGAUGGUUUGCUGAUGAGGAUGACUAAGUUUCAAUGGCAGGAAGUUAUUGAUUUGAAUCUCACUGGUGUUUUUCUCUGUACACAAGCAGCUGCCAAAAUAAUGAUGAAGAAAAAAAAGGGAAGAAUAAUCAAUAUAGCGUCAGUUGUAGGCCUUGUUGGCAAUCCUGGGCAAGCUAACUACAGUGCUGCAAAAGCAGGUGUAAUUGGACUUACUAAAACCGUGGCAAAGGAAUAUGCAAGCAGGAAGAUAACAGUAAAUGCCAUUGCUCCUGGGUUCAUUGCAUCUGACAUGACUUCUAAGCUAGGGAAAGACAUUGAGAAAAAGAUUUUGGACCAAAUCCCAUUGGCAAGGUAUGGGCAACCGGAAGAAGUUGCCGGACUAGUGGAAUUCCUUGCGCUUGGUCCUGCAGCAAGCUAUAUGACAGGACAGGUUUUGACAAUUGAUGGAGGUAUGGUGAUGUAAGAGGGGUUGCAGUGCUGUUGCACCCAUCAUUUGGUGCUGAUUUGGGCUCCUUAUCAAACGUGGCAUAUUCUAGUUAAAUCUCAUGCGCCAUUUCCAUCAGUUCAUAUGAUGGAACGAUCAUUGUGUUAUACAUUGAAUUCGAAUUCCUAAUAAAAUACUUUACAAACCCCAAAAGAGACCCUAUAACUUUCUUCGAUUCUCUCUACCUGCUACCAUCAUGUGUGGUGUUUUUUUGAACUUUCCUAUUAAUUCUGGAGAGUAGGCUUUUUAUCACUCAAGUUAGGGUAAAAGUUCAAGCGUGGUGUUUUUUUUACUUCAUAAGAUGUGAUAAAAAUUGAGUUCAUAG
Molecule: messenger RNA, 1625 nt
Organism: Cuscuta campestris
Lineage: Eukaryota; Viridiplantae; Streptophyta; Magnoliopsida; Solanales; Convolvulaceae
Source: the annotation of a GenBank genome assembly